GCCGGGCUGCACGGGCUGGGGCGAGCGCACGGAGAUGCAUGUUCCUUGCCUCCCAUGGGCCUUCCUCUUUUUUGGAGUGAUCGGUUCCAGUCCGGUCCCAAGAGGUUCUCCCCUUUUUGGGGAGAUCAGAUCCCCCAGUUAUCCCAAGCCAUAUCCCAACGAUAACAUCAGCAGCUGGGAUAUCCAGGUCCCAAAAGGGUAUGUGGUGAAGCUGACCUUCAAAUACUUUGACCUGGAGCCAUCUGAGUCCUGCUUCUAUGACUAUGUUAAGAUCAAAGCAGACAAGAAGGACUUGGGCCGAUAUUGUGGCCGGCCUGGGUAUACCACAGGCAAUCACCCGGGAAGAAAGGAGUUUGUAUCUAAGGGGAACAAGAUGCACCUGGAAUUUCACUCUGAUUUCUCCAAUGAAGACAAUGGCACAGUGAUUCCCUACAGGGGCUUCCUGGCAUAUUACAGAGCUGUGGAUCUGGAUGAAUGUGAGCCUAACAAUGCUGCUGAGAACGAUGAAAGGCCUCAAUGCCAGCACUUCUGUCACAACUAUGUGGGGGGCUACUUCUGUUCUUGCCGGAUUGGCUAUCAGCUUCAGAGUGACCACCACUCCUGCAAAGUGGAAUGCAGCAGUGAGUUGUUCACAGAGGCAUCGGGUUACCUGAGCAGCCCCGAGUACCCCCAGCCUUAUCCCGAGUAUCUCCGGUGUAACUACAGCAUCCGUCUGCAGAAGGGCCUGUCUAUCACCCUCAGGUUCUUGGAACCCUUUGAGAUUGACGAUCACCAGCAAGUCCACUGUCCUUACGACCAGCUCAAGAUCCAAGCACAAGGGAGAGAGAUUGGUGAAUUCUGUGGCAGGGAAUCACCUGGCAUCAUUGAAACCAACAGCAACGAAGUGGAUAUACUCUUCCUCACCGAUGAGUCAGGGUUCAGCCAUGGCUGGAAGAUCCACUACACCUCAGAGAAAAUACGGUGCCCACAGCCUGUCCCACAGGAUCAGUUUACCAUCAUCAGAGACCUGCAGCCUGUGUAUCGAUUUCAGGACUAUUUUGUUGUCAGCUGCAAGACUGGGUAUAACCUGAUGGAGGGUGACCAAAAGCUGAUGUCCUUCACAGCUGUCUGCCAGGCUGAUGGCACAUGGCAUCAAUCCAUGCCCCGCUGUCAAAUUGUGAACUGUGGAAGCCCUAAAAACCUGACCAAUGGUGUAUUCAGCUACGUUAACGAAUCGGCAAACAAUGAGUACCAGUCGGUGAUCUCAUACCGGUGCAAUGAGCCCUAUUACCACAUCGUCACCGGAACGGGGGGUGACAGAUUCACCUGUUCUCCUGAGGGAACCUGGCUGGAUCAAAAUGGCCAGAAGAGAAUUCCAUCCUGCUUGCCAGUGUGUGGGAAGCCAGUCCAUCCCAUUAUUGAAUUCCAGCGGAUCUUAGGCGGCAAACCAGCCAGGAGAGGCAAUUUUCCUUGGCAGGCUCUGACUGGCAUCAAUGGACGAGGGGGUGGUGCACUCCUGGGCGAUCGCUGGAUCCUGACUGCUGCCCAUACCAUCUUCCCCAAAGGAGGAGUACGGAAUAAUGUGAGCCUGGAGCAACUGGCAGAGGAGGCUGACAUUUUCCUCGGCCACACCAAUGUAGAUGAGCUCCACAAGACGGGUAACCACCCUGUGCGUAGGAUCUUUAUCCAUCCAGAUUUCAACCCUAAAGAUGAGCACAACUUCGACGGGGACAUAGCCCUGCUGGAGCUGAAGAACCCAGUAACUCUGGGCCCCACACUGCUGCCCAUCUGUCUCCCAGAUCCUACUGACAUCUCGUUCUACACACAUGGGCACAUGGGCUACGUGAGUGGCUUUGGUGUGGAUAAAAACCGCAUCUCAAGCAAUUUGAAGUACGUGAGCCUACCAGCAGUUGGUCGAGAGAAGUGUCAGAGUUGGCUAGACAGAAAUAAGAGAGGUAUCCCUAUGGUUUUCUCUGAGAACAUGUUCUGUGCUGGCUUCCUCGAAGGCAAGCAGGAUACCUGCCAGGGGGAUAGUGGGAGCGUCUUCACGGUGUUAGACAGGGAAAGUGGUCGCUGGGUGGCUACUGGCAUCGUUUCUUGGGGAAUUGGCUGUGGCACAGGCUAUGGCUUCUACACCAAGAUCCUCAAUUAUGUGGACUGGAUCAAUGGGAUAGUGAAGGAGGACAGACCCUAGGUGUUGCUGUCCUACUAACUGAAGCACCAUUAGCAUAUCUAUUUCCAGACACAGCAAAUCAUAGCCAGAGCUUUUGAUGAUGAAGUCCCAAAGGCUUUUCAAACACGCAAAGCAUGUAACCUUCAUCAUGAGCACUUCUGAAAGCCUCCAUGCUGUUUGAUUGUACCAUUGGCAGCUUGGGGAACGCCUUUGUGGAUGUUCUCGUUCAUACAAACCUUAUAACCGGAUGAAGCCUUAAUUGUAUCAGGAACUCUCAUGAAAGCAAACAUGUUAUGGUUUGAAAUGCUGAUGAUAUCAUGAACUACUGCAGUCUACUUUUGUACCCUCUUUUGUGGGCAGGUUGCAGGGAAGAAGACUUCCUUGAAGGAUGGGGUGGUUUCUGCUGAAUACAGUGUGCAGAGGCCCAUUGGCAUCAGUGAGAUUCUAUGAAUAUUAAAAUACUUGCUGGAUAAACCAGGUGUUUUAUGUUUUUUUUGUCUGUGUUUUUAACAACUGAAUAUUUCUCACCACUGAAAGUAACUUCUGGACUUUAUAUAGGGAUUGCUUUACCUACCACUGAAGUGUUUCCAGUUCUGCAAUGGCCUGUGGCAGCUGCUUAUCUGUCCCAAAACUAUCAUUAGAUUAUCCAGUCUGAACCCCCAGAUGGCUUCAAGGGAUGCAAAAAUAAAUUGCAUGCAUGAUGCCACAUUCCAAAAACAGGAAAGGCAACAACCAAUCUCAUGGAGAAGGGACCUCAGGAAACUUUACUGAUCAGAAGUUGAAGAUGGAUUUUUUUUCUUUUUUAAUCCUAUAUGAAAUAAAGCUUUAACUGCAG
Messenger RNA from Sturnus vulgaris (Common starling), 2987 nucleotides. It is a transcript of the gene C1R, whose product is annotated as complement C1r. The record is from RefSeq and is a predicted model, not a curated record. Gene Ontology annotation, cellular component: blood microparticle; extracellular region. Lineage: Eukaryota; Metazoa; Chordata; Aves; Passeriformes; Sturnidae. Gene Ontology annotation, molecular function: calcium ion binding; serine-type endopeptidase activity. Gene Ontology annotation, biological process: zymogen activation; complement activation.